Molecule: messenger RNA, 216 nt
Organism: Opisthorchis viverrini
Lineage: Eukaryota; Metazoa; Platyhelminthes; Trematoda; Opisthorchiida; Opisthorchiidae
Exons: 1
Coding region: 1-216 (71 amino acids)
Source: RefSeq, a predicted model, not a curated record
AUGACCACUGGUCAGUGGUCGGACACAUGCUACACGAUACGAUCAUCCGCUGAUCCUUGUUGUGACUUCGACCCGCCAAUGAACUCCGUUCAAUCGAUCAAGUCUUCAGCAUACCUCUAUAUGAAUCUCGAUAGUUGCGCUGGAAGUCUGGGCCAAAUGAAAUGCUUGACAAAAGCUGCAAUCCUACUCACCCGAUCGGGAUCUUCAGACAGCUGA